AUGGGCAUGUCCCGAAUAACACGCCAUCCCCAAUAUUACUUACAUGACGGUAGCGUAUCAUUUCAUGCACGUCUUCUUUUUGUCGAGGGCACCGUAUUUCGCGUACACAAGUACUUUUUUGAAAGAGAGUCCGAAUAUUUCCGAGAGGGAUUCAGAACGGCUGGGCCACAGGGAGAUGGUCAGUCCGACAAGGCAGCGUUUCGACUUGAUGAUGUCAAGAUCAGUGAGUUUGAGCGACUGCUGUGGGUAUUCUACAACCCGCAAUAUAGGUACGAUGAGCAACCCAUGGACCACUGGAUCACUAUCCUUGACCUGGCCACACGAUGGAAAUUUCCAGGCGUGCGAGACCUGGCAGUCCGGCAGCUGCAAAAGCUCGACAUGAAACCUGUCGAGCGAAUUGUCACAUAUGAUAAGUACAACCUCGACAAAUCGCUCUGCUUGCCCGCCUACAUACUUCUGUGUAAACAACCGAGUCGCUCCGUUGAGGAUGGCAAGCGGCUCGGCAUGCCUACCGUCCUCAAGAUAAAUGAGGCUCGUGAGUAUGCACAGAGGUUUGCAGCCGAGCAAGGUUGUCGUAGUCCCACAAGCGCUGAUGCUGAAGAUGAAGAACUUGUCGAGAUUCUGAAGGACGUAUUCAGUCUGAGCUAA
Molecule: messenger RNA, 648 nt
Organism: Suillus subalutaceus
Lineage: Eukaryota; Fungi; Basidiomycota; Agaricomycetes; Boletales; Suillaceae
Exons: 3
Coding region: 1-648 (215 amino acids)
Molecular function (GO): protein binding
Source: RefSeq, a predicted model, not a curated record